Messenger RNA from Aethina tumida (small hive beetle), 1448 nucleotides. Its product is annotated as aquaporin AQPAe.a. The record is from RefSeq and is a predicted model, not a curated record. Gene Ontology annotation, cellular component: plasma membrane. Bases 144 to 1241 code for a protein of 365 amino acids. The transcript has 7 exons. NCBI's taxonomy places the organism in Eukaryota, Metazoa, Arthropoda, Insecta, Coleoptera, Nitidulidae. Gene Ontology annotation, biological process: transmembrane transport. Gene Ontology annotation, molecular function: water channel activity.
GCGAUUGAUGCCAGUAUGUCGUACAUGUACGGCAGCACCGCGUACGACUUAUAUUCUUCAGAAAUCUUGAUGCCCAUCAACAGUAUAGCUUCUGCGCGAUCUAAGUCGCCUUUCUCCAAUGCGAUCCGGGCCAUAGUCAUUAAAUGUGCUAUGUUCUCCUCUACAUCGUACGUGGAUAUUUCGGUGUAGAUCUUCGCCACCGACGUGGGAAUCCCGUACAAGAGGGGUUUGUGUAUCAGCAUCUUCCUAAACGUUGUCCAUCUGUGAUAUCGUCUAUUAUUAUAAAACAUUUCAAGCGAACUGGUGAGAAUCUAAUUUCCAGGAUGACUGAAAGGCAACCGAACGGCAACAAUUCAAUUUCGGUCUCCGUCAUCCCGUCGGUUAUCCCAUCGAUCAAUGAUCCUCCGGUGAAUAAUAAAGUGACAAACACGGAUAAACCGAAAGAAUGCAAAAAAGGAAAGAAGAUUCAGAUAGGUGACAACAUGACCACGGUCGACAGGGUAGUGCUUUUCGCCGGUGAGGUCGGCGGUACCGCCAUCCUGGUGUUCCUGGGCUGCAUGGGAUGCGUCGCCGGCAUCACCAGCGGCAACAGCAUUCCUCACGAACAAAUCUCAUGGACUUUCGGUCUCGCUGUUAUGGUAGCUGUACAAAUAUUUGGCCACAUAUCAGGAUCUCACAUUAACCCAGUCGUAACAGUGGCCGCAGCUACCCUUGGAAACAUUCCACUUAUCCAAAUACCAAUUUACUUCGCUGGACAAAUGUUCGGAGCUCUCCUUGGAUUUGGAUUGCUUAAGUCUGUAACUCCCGGUCAACUGAUAAACGCAUCAACAAACACCACGAAAGUAAUCGGUGUGUGUUCGCCGGCUGUAAACCCUAGUAUUACGCCGUACCAAGGACUCCUCGUUGAAUUUUUACUGACCUUCAUCUUGGUCCUGGUUUGUUGUGGCGUGUGGGACUCCAGGAACUCCAACCACCAUGACUCCGUUCCAAUCAGGUUCGGUUUCGCCAUUGCCGUCCUCGCCAUGGCUGGCGGUCCCUACACCGGAGCCAACAUGAACCCCGUCAGAAGCUUCGCCCCAGCCUUGUUUAACGGAGAUUGGGACAACCACUGGCUCUAUUGGGUGGGACCAUUGGCUGCCGGAUUUUUGGGAGCGCUCCUCUACAGAUUUAUCUACGCCAAAGAUGAAGAACCGCAACAAAACGUAGCUCCGGAAGGAAUUCCACUUAACGACAAAGCGUAGAAAGAUUUGUAGAUUAUCGUUUAACUCGAAGAACUAACGUUGUUUCCCUAAUCAUUGAUGCUGGAUAAGGACUCAUCCGGAUUAAGUAAAUGAUUGCGUGUGGAAACAACAAUUCACCAAUUGCCUUUAUUGUUAUGUAAGAAGACAUAUCGUUGAAAUAAUAUAUUUUAAUAGUUUUAUUUUUUGUGAAUAAAAAAUUGUUUUAUA